Molecule: messenger RNA, 1851 nt
Organism: Papilio xuthus (Asian swallowtail)
Lineage: Eukaryota; Metazoa; Arthropoda; Insecta; Lepidoptera; Papilionidae
Product: cholinesterase-like
Exons: 3
Coding region: 162-1793 (543 amino acids)
Molecular function (GO): cholinesterase activity
Source: RefSeq, a predicted model, not a curated record
AGCCUUUCCUACAAAUAUCAUACGAUAAUUCGGCUUUGAUCUAAGCGUAGUGUAAUUGUUGAUCGUGUACGUCAAACAAAAAUAUAGUACUUAAAAAGCUGUAUCUAUUUAUUUCUGCAUAUUAUUUAAGCGUUCGAUAGAUCAAAUCAUCGCGCUACAAAAUGUAUUUUAAAAUAUGUAAUGUUAUCGUAAUAUUUUUAAUGUUUUUAAAUAAAUGUCAAGGUGCCGUGAGAGUGGAUCCUCUAGUUGAUACUAAAGUUGGUUUAAUUCGUGGAUUAAAAGCGGAUGAUGGAGAUUACUCAAUGUUUUUAGGCAUACCGUACGCUGAUGUAGAUGAAAAUAAUCCUUUUGGACCAUCUACACCUCACCAAAAAUUUGAGGGCAUAUUUGAUGCCGUACACGACUCGGUAAUAUGCCCCCAAAACUUGGAUAACGGUACAGCUGUUGGUGUCAUCGAUUGUCUUCAAUUAAAUGUAUAUGUACCAAAGUCGGCGAAUUCCAACAAUAAGGUACCAGUACUAGUAUAUUUCUAUGGUGGCAGCUUCUACAGAGGCUAUGCUAACAGAGAUUUAUAUGGACCGAGAUUUCUCGUCAAGCAUGAUGUUAUUCUUGUGACUGUAAAUUAUCGAGUGGGAGCUUAUGGGUUCAUGUGCCUCGAUACACCCAAUGUUCCUGGAAAUCAAGGUCUAAAAGAUCUAUUGAUUGCGCUUAGAUGGUUGAAAAAUAACAUCGAAUCGUUUGGAGGAAAUGCUAAUAAAAUAACGUUAUUUGGUCAAAGCGCCGGAGGAAGAGCCGUUGAUUUUCAUUUAAUAUCUGAACAAGAGAAACUGUUCGAUAAAGUUAUCAUACAAAGUGGUAUUUCAAUAUCUCCACCUGUUAUAGGAGAAGUUGAUACAAGGGCACCACUGAUGCUCGCUGAGAAGAUUGGUUUUAUCCCUGAUAAUGUUCCCGAAGCUUUAUCCUUCCUCGCUACAGUCGAUCCACAAAUUGUGGUAGCCGCAGCUUCAGAAAUUGACUACACAUUUAGACCAUGUGUAGAAAAUGAUUUUGACAACGUUGAAAAGUUUGUCACAGAUUAUACAAAUAAUAAAAGGAUGCCUAAGGUAAAGACAACACCAAUAUUGACAGGGUAUAAUGACAAUGAAAUGUUUUUCGCACACGCAGGUAGAGACAAUGAAUACUUUGAAAAUCUUAACAUAUUUGAAGAUACUUUGAAAAGUUAUUUUGACUUCGAUGAAAAACGUUUAAAGGAAAUGGCGAAUUUAGUUAGACAAUUCUACAUUGGGGAUGAAAAAAUGAGUAUAGAAAAUGUGCAAGCUAUAGCCGAUUUUCAUUCUGAUUUUACAUACUUACAUCCAAUUCAUAGAAGGACAUCUCAAAACAUGUUAAAUGGAGCUCAAACGAUAUAUCAUUACUUAUUUUCAUACAAUGGUAGAAGGAACAUGUCGUUUAAAAGAAACGUAACAAUGAGCGGCGCGGGCCAUGGCGAUGAGAUCGGUUAUCUGUUCCAAACACGGAGUUUGAUCAAUGAUGAGAUAACAGUAGAAGAUCAAAUAAUGAUUGAUCGAAUGACAACUCUUUGGACAAACUUUGCCAAAUACGGUGACCCUACACCAACUGUGACUGAGUUAUUGCCAAUCAAAUGGAAACCUAUAACAGAAGAAAAAUUAUAUUAUUACAAAAUAGAUUCAGAAGUUAGUUUGGAGACUAGGCCAUUUAGUAAGAGAAUGGCUUUUUGGGACUUGUUCUUCAAACACAACAGACAACUACAAAAAGGAUAUCAAAGGUCUUAGGAUGUUCAUGAAAAGAUGUUUGUAUGAUUAUUAAGAAUAAAAGACUUUUUACUACUCA